AUGCUGAAGGAAAUGGAAAAGGCAGGCAUGCAAGCGGCCCACAAGGUCAUCAUGGGCCACAGCCUGGGCGGGGUCGGCUGCCAGUUCUACGUCGCCGGGUCUGGGCAAGGCAAGAUGGAUGCCAUGGUGCUGACGGGAGGCACGGUGUUGCGCAGGUACCGGCAGUCUGCGAAGCUGCCGCCAACGCUGACACUGGAUGGCGACCUUGAUGGCCUACUGCGCAUUACGCGCCAGGCGGAAGCCUACUUCCACCAGGUUGCCAAAGUCGGAGGAGCCGACGCAGGAGUGGAUCGCCCAGUGAUCUUGCUCGAAGGCUUGAGCCACUGGAGCUUCAGCUCGGGCGCUCUCCCAUCCAAUGUCAAGAAGUACGACCUCAGGGCCGAGGUCGGUGUCGACGCCGGACACGCGAUGAUUGGCCAAGUGGUUUCUGACUAUCUGAGUUCCUUGUUCGGCUCUGAUUCGGAAAGACCGGCGGCGCAGCAGAAGAUCGCCGAGGCGGUGAAGAAGACGGGGGAGCUCUUGGACCCUGUCUUGGCGGCCCUUCACCUCGAGGGCUACCACUACCUGAACCCUCCGUGCAACAGCGACUACCCGACCAACCCGACCUGCCAAUACCCCAAGUAUCCCGACAAGUCGCUGCUUCCCCCGGCCGGGCCACCGAAGCCGCUGCCGCCAGCAGAUUGCACUUGUGGCAGUGAUUGGGUGGCCAACAGCGCUGCCAGCAUCAUGGCGGGUUUUGCCCAGACCCUCGCUGUCCAGUCGAAGCUCGUCACCAAGGAUGCAUUCCACGACGUGUCCGACGUGAGGCCUUUCCAUCUGCCCCACAUCUUCGAGCCCCAGCCCGGCACUGCGUGCUCGGACCCCGCGAAGUGCUUCAUCAAUGCCACCACCGUGACGAUGCCAAUCUACGACUUCAAGGAUGACUUCGACACGGGACUCUGGCCAGUCACUGCCAGUGAGUUCCGUACCAAGUUCAAGUCCCGCGAGGCUUUGCAACAGGCCGCUGGGCUUGCGGACGUCAACUACACAGCCACAGACGAGCUGAACACCAAGAUUUGCCAGACCAUCAACCAGGCUGCCUACGACUGGGCCCUGAAAACUGCCUCCAGCAAGGCACGCGACCGUUUUCUGAAGCACGGCCAGCCAUACGUCUUCGUCGAGGACAAGAAGUCAGGCUUCGGCAUUACCGGCCCGACGUGGAUCCAUGACGCAUUGUCCUUUACUCCCAGCAAGGACAAGAAGACCGUGGCUGUGCAGUCCCACUACUUUCCACUGAAGAACAAGAAUCUGGGAGAUGUGUCGUUCAUCGAAACAGUCGGCUAUCACUACUGCAAGCUCUUGUCACCAGCUCGGGCUAUGGAGUGGAUUUACGUGGAUGGCUUGAAGGGCCUCAGCACCGAGUCAUUUGCAGAGGAGUUCUACGGCACUAAGAACGAUGGGAUGGAGAUGGGUGCACGUACAGAGACAAAGUCCGGGGCCUUCUCCAAUUUUCCCAGCCCUUUGCGGAAACUCCGUCGCUGCCUGCUGCAGAUUCCGCGAAGCCAGGACCGCGGCUGCCUUUGCCUAGAAGUCUGCUGCUGCCCUGGGCUGGCUCUUAGUGCGAACCGGUUUAUGGUGCAGACACGCUUCGACAAAGAGAACACGCCUUGUGAUGACUGCAUCAUCACGGGUACGUGCCUUUUCGUGUACAUCUUGGACAUUGCGCGGUGUUUCGUGGAUGUGCCUCAAGAGCUUGACUUCAUUGCGGACUGUCUGGUCCUCACCGUCUCAGGAUGCAUGCAUGCCCAACAGCAGAUAGAGAUCAAUGAGAUCAAGAAGAACGGGUAUCAAGGCAUGCCGAUGCUGAUCAUGAAUGCGAUGCCGCCUUCACAGCAGCUGAUGUUCCAGAAGGUGGACAUGCAUGGCGGAGGGGGUGGCAUGCCUCCAUCCAUGGUUGGGGCGCCCCAGCCACAGUACAUGCAGCAGUAUCAGCCAGGGAUGCCACCCGGCGGAGCACCGCCCGUGCAGAUCAGCUGCGGAGCAUGCCGGCAGGUAUUCGGCGCACCUGGACGCGGGAUGGUGGUUGCGUGCCCCUUUUGUCAGACACAAAACCAGACCUGA
Symbiodinium natans is the source of this 2100-nucleotide messenger RNA. NCBI's taxonomy places the organism in Eukaryota, Dinophyceae, Suessiales, Symbiodiniaceae. The record is from the annotation of a GenBank genome assembly.